Messenger RNA from Bursaphelenchus okinawaensis, 3571 nucleotides. Lineage: Eukaryota; Metazoa; Nematoda; Chromadorea; Rhabditida; Aphelenchoididae. The record is from the annotation of a GenBank genome assembly.
AUGGUUUCAGCGUUCAGCUGCUUUUCACAGGUAUGGAAUCGGCCGAAAAAACGCCUCCCCAACGUAUGUGGUGGUUUCAAGUGUGAUAAACGUGGAAAACGUUAUCUUUCCGAGGUUUUGUGACUAAUUUCGAGAGGUUUUGAACGUUUCGAGAAUGAACUUUGAGAAAAUCCAGAUGAUAUCUUUAAUUUUCGUAGAUAUCGAUUGACUUAACGGAUUUAUUAAGUUUUAAAUUAAUUUUUAGCUAGAUAUUUGUGGUCUGUGUUUUUUGAGUUUAUGGUUUGGUUUUGUAAGACUUUGUGCGGAAUUUGAAAUGGUAUUAUAAUGGCUUUUCGAAUUACAAUAUAUUUUUUCGGAAUAUCUUACGUGGCUUAUAAAACUACAAAUUCCGCAAAAGUCGGAUUAGAAGUCGGUUUUAUAUGUGACUUUUGCUUGUAUAAAUUUAGAGGAUAUUGUAUCACAUUUUUAGCAGAAUGUUUUGAUUUAGUUUUUUGCUCAGUUUUUGUGUAAUUUUAGAGGUUUUGAGCAAAAUAUGAAGGCAGAACUAGGUUACAAGAUGGUUUUUAUUAUAACUUUUUUCAACAUAUAGUUAGAAAUUUGAAAUCUUGAGCCAUUGUAGAUUAUUGAUUGUUUUAGCAAACAAAGCACAACAAUUUUUUAAAUUUACAAUUAUUUUUAAGUUACGUUCGGUUUUUCGGAAAACGUUCAACAUGUUGAAGGUAUAGUCGCGGAAUAUGCCUUGUAGUUUAGAUUUUUUUAAAUUAAAAACCUUUUUUGACUUUAUGACUUUACGAAAUGAACAACCUAAAAUCUCAAGCAUUUCGAAGUUUCUAUCUAUAUUCAGCAAAAAGUUAUAACGAAAACCAUGUGAUACACAUAUACUAUUCUAAAAACGAACGUUUUUUAAUAUCCGAAAACCCGUUCGUAAUAUAUCAACUUUUUUGAGAUGUUCGUUUUGUUGUGAGCAGUUUUUUGAGACGUGAAACAGUUGUGUUUGACUUUUUCCGGAACAAAAAAAGUUUUUGUCUCAAUUCAUUUGAUUUUCCGCUUUCGAAGAGAAUUCGGAUUCAUUUGCAAAAUUGACAUUUUGUUUACAAUUAAAAAUUAUUUGUAAAUUGUCUUUUUAAGACUUUUUAUUAAGAAAGUAAAUCACAAAAUUUUUUCGAUAAAAGGCUUGGUUUCUAUUUCAUUUUAGGUUUUUAUUAGAUCUAGGAAGAAAAUCUUUUUAUAAAAGUUUGGAAUGUGUGGAUUUUGAAGAGAUAAAUUUAGCUAGUUUGUCUCAGAUAAUGGCUUUUUUGUUUUCUUUUGUUUAAUAUUUUGUUUUUAUUACUUUAGCUUAUGAAUAGGCUGAAAGGUUUUUAAAAUAUUUUAUAACCUGAGUGUUUGCUUGCUCAAGAAAGCUGGACAUUCGUUUGACAAUUAAAAGUUAAUACUUGCAUUUUUAGGCCGACAUGUAUACAUUAUCGAAACCCGAGCUUCUAGUCGACAAUUACAGCCUUCAAGAGGGAGAAAUUGGCAAAUGUAAGGUUAUUUACUUGUUUUUUGGUUUUUAGGUACAUAAAUGUUUGAUUGAAAGUUUGUACUAUUCCUAAAAGAGGGAUAGCAACAUUGUGUUGACUAUUACAAUUUUUUUUUAUUUUGAGCGUUUUUAAUGAUAGAUUCAGUAACAGUAAUGUUAAAGAUGCUUAAAUAUUCUGUUCUCUGGAAUAAAACAUCAUUGAAAUGAUUUCAGCGCCUCCAGCUCGUUCAGGACAUCGCUGUUUCUGCACUGGAGACCACUUCUAUGUGGUUGGAGGAUAUAACCCCAAGUUUAUUGGCAAAAUGAUGAAUGACGUUUGGUGUCUAAACUUACUAACAAAACGAUGGAAGAAGGUCAAAACGGAUUGUGAACUUCCCAAAACUUUGGCUUCGUUCUCACGUAUGUUUUUGGUUUGACUUCAGGGUUGGGCUUGAGAUUUUAGUUUAAAAACUGGGUGUUACCCAAAGUGUUGUAGUAGGCACUAUAGUACGUGAAAUUUGGAAGAAUACUGUUUUAAUUCAUGUAGACGACCUGCAAUACUGUGUUUUUGCUUUUCUUUUUACUAAAGAAUUGCUUUACUAAUAAAAAUGUUAUAGUGAGCUACGUGGAAGAACAAGCAACGUUUUAUUUGUAUGGAGGUACAGGAUUUCCUUUUGGUGAAGCGAUCUCAACCAACUUGUAUGCUUGCACAUUAAUUAGCCCAGAAGAAUGUACAGUAAGGAAGAUUCCUAUUGAUAACCCAAGAGAAGCUCCACGAGUUUAUGGGCAUUCAGCUGUACACAGACAUAUCUACAAUGAUAUCGCUGUAAGUCUUUAAAACUUGGGUAUUGUAGGCUUUUAUAUGUUUUACAAUGCUAAGAUGUCAAGUUAAUGGCAUUACCGGCGGUGUAAUCUGAAUCUUUUUUUGUAAAGAUUUUUACAAAGCAUCCUGCAGAAAAUAUACUGUAACAUUCGUUUAGGAAUUAUACCUUCUUGGAGGAACAGAAGGAGUACAGUACGAUAUGAGGGUCACCAGGCUUACUGUAUUCAAAGAGCAUGCCAGAUUCGAAACUCUGAGUGAUGAAAAACAAGAGCCGAUGGGAAGAUAUCGACAUGAAAGUGUCAUGGUUGGAGAUGAAAUCAUUUCAAUUGGAGGAUCAAACCAAAUUGUAUCGGUCCACAUGAGAGAUGUAGGUACUUUGAAACGUUUUAUGUUUUUUGCCGCAGUAGCUACUGUAUUUAGCAAAAAAAGUAAAGUUUUACUGAAAAGUGUCGUUUUUAUUAGUUAAGGUCAAUAUAAAGGUAGUUAAGGAUGAAAUUAAAGCCAACUAUCCUUUAAGUUUCUUUUAACAGUUUGUUCAAAUAUAGCGUUGAUUGAUGUUUAUUGUCAAGUUUAGUAUGUUAUGAUUGCUCAUUUUCAGCUUGACGCCUUCAAUGUAAAAACAAAAACCUUUCAUCUUGUUCACACUCAGCCAGAUGCGGUUUGGAGGUACCCAAGGUCCAGAAAAGGUCAUUCUGUUGUUCAGGCCGGCAACUUUGCCAUUCUUUUCGGCGGAUACAAUCCUCCAGAUGUUGAGAACAGUGAAGGUCUCUUGAUGAAAGACGUCUGGUGUUUAGACUUGAGGACUUUGAAAUGGCAAAAGUCUCCUUUUGAACUGCCAAGUGGAGUUUUCUUCCAUUCUGCGGCUGUUAAUAGCGUAAGUGUUUUACUUUAUAUAUGGAUUUUUCGUACAGAAUUGUAAUGAAUUAUUUGGUUAUUGCCGAUCGCGUAUCGUAAUUUAAAAAACCGUAGUAAUGAUUUUUCAAUCUGUAAUCAAAAAUUCAGUAUUUUGAAGAAUUCUCUAUAACAAUACAUUUUAGCUGAAUCAAAUCAUCUCCUUCGGCGGCUGUGCCGAACUCGCCACCAAACGUGUGGACGACACUGUCGCUUUCCACAUUGGCCCACCCCCGCUUUCAUACAUGGCAGCCAAAGUCUUCCUGGAGGCGUGCCCCGAAUUCCGCAAGAUCAACGGCAUGAACUACACGAACAUGGUGCCACGAAUCGCUCAACAGUUGAGGAGUCAACUAGUUUAG